Zootermopsis nevadensis is the source of this 2645-nucleotide messenger RNA. RefSeq names its product glucose dehydrogenase [FAD, quinone]. The record is from RefSeq and is a predicted model, not a curated record. Gene Ontology annotation, molecular function: oxidoreductase activity, acting on CH-OH group of donors; flavin adenine dinucleotide binding. NCBI's taxonomy places the organism in Eukaryota, Metazoa, Arthropoda, Insecta, Blattodea, Termopsidae.
UAGUUCAUCAAGUACCAGUCUUUCUUCUUUCGAAUUCCCGCAAGAUGAUUAGCUAUCACGUCUUAUAUUUCUCAUGAUGGGUCAUAACUGAUCUCGCCCGCGUCCAUCACAAUUUACAUUGAAACUAAUGAUUUUUGGAGUUGAACGGGUAUCCUGAAAUAUACUAAGAAACAUAAUAAUAGCAUGACAAUUUUUUACUUUACAGAUACUGUACUUGAAGCUACACAAUGGCAGCACUAGAAUGCACUGGUUCUAUAAUCCUCUGUUUUCUAGCCAAUUUUCUGCCCCUGAACCUCAACUAUCAGUCAUCCUCUGAUCUCCAUUCACCCCAAUUAAUCACCAAUGGAGAACGCUAUGACUUCAUCAUUGUUGGAGGGGGUGCUGCAGGUUCCGUGUUAGCCAACAGGUUGUCUGAAGUGACAGACUGGAAGGUGCUGCUCUUGGAAGCAGGUGGAGAGGAGCCCGACUUGGCUGACGUACCCGCAUUCCAACCGUUCACGACAAACUCCCACCUGAAUUGGUAUUAUGAGAGUGUGCCAGACAGCAGGUUCUGUGGCGGGAAAUCGUGCGCCUUUACGACCGGCAAGGGAUUGGGCGGGAGCAGUCUGCACAACGAGAUGAUGUACAGCAGAGGAAAUAGGCGCAUCUUCGACAUGUGGGAGAAAAUGGGGAAUUCAGGUUGGGCAUUUAAAGAUGUUCUGCCACAUUUUAAGAAAUGGGAAAACAACUCUGAUCCUUCUAUUGCUCAAGACACAGAAUACCACAAUAUUGGAGGUCCCCAAAAUGUUGGCUGGUUCCCAUACCAGGACAGGAAUGUGCAGCCAUUACUGGAAGCAUUUCAGGAAGUGGGUUAUCAGGAGGUAGACUUUAACGGAAGGAAUCAAACUGGUGUGAUGCGGGCACAAUUCUUCCAAAAAAAUGGUGCACGACAGAGUUCUAAUCACGCGUAUAUAAAGCCGGUCAGAAACGUAAGAUCAAACCUCAAAGUAAUCACAAAUGUCAGGGUUACAAAGGUUUUAAUUAAUCCAGUAACCAAACUAACAAAGGGCGUGGAGUAUGUCUGGGAACAUAAUAAAGACAGGAAAGGAAAAGUUUUUGCUAAUAAAGAGGUCAUUAUCAGCUGUGGGGCAAUCAAUUCACCACAGUUACUCAUGCUUUCUGGAAUUGGUCCUAAGAGAACACUAAGGUCACUUGGAAUUCGAGUGAUGCAGGAUUUGAAUGUGGGCUACAACUUUCAGACCAGCAUUAAAAGUGGUGGCAUUGACUUAAUAUUGCCAGAUUCACAGGCAAUGAUGCCAAGUGACGAAGAUGUUCUCCAAGGGAUUCUUGAAUAUUAUAAAAAUCGCCAAGGACCCCUAUCUGCCGAAGGGUCAUAUCAGGUUACAGCAUAUAUCCCUUCUCGUUAUGCUAGUCCAUUUGAAGAUUUGCCUGAUCUUCAGUUUGGCCUUCUUCCAAAAAUUACGUUCCUUGACGCAACUAAGCCUGACCAAGAAUGGCCUCACAUUAUUCCUUAUUCAUAUUAUAAUAGAAUAUCUGUGCAGCCAUACGAUGUUCGUCCAAAUAGCUACGGAUAUAUCACCAUCAACACCACAGAUCCUUUUAGCCCACCUUUAAUAUAUCCAAAUUUUUUCUCAGCUGAAGAAGAUCUCAAUGUCCUCAUCGACGGAUAUAAUUUUAUUGCAAAAAAAUUAUCAAAAACAAAAGCACUCAAUAAUUUGGGGAUUUUUUUGGAUACAACACCCGUGCCUGAAUGCGCACAUUUUUAUUUUGGCACCGACAGUUAUUGGAAUUGUUUGUCGAGAAUAUACAAUGAAACAUCGCAACGGUAUGGUGGCUCAUGUAAAAUGGGUCCGUCUAGUGAUCGUUCAGCUGUGGUGGAUCCGCACUUGAAAGUGCACGGGUUUAAAAACCUGCGCGUCGUCGAUGCCUCUAUAAUGCCUAUUUAUGUAAAUGCAAACACUUACGCUGUUACACUGAUGAUAGCUGAGAAAGGUGCAAGUAUGAUUAAAGAUGACUGGUUGAAGUAGAAAGCAUUUGGUUGCUUAGAAAAAUAUUUUCUGACAAAGUAUGGCCCUUAUAAUAAUUCAGUCUAGCCUAUGGGACGUUUAUCUUUUAUCAGGGAUCACAAUUACACUGAAGAAAUAUGGGUGGAUAAAUACAAUUUACGGUGCUUAUAUAAAUACAAAAUUUUGGAGUCCUUUCUAUUUGUAUAUUCUGUUUAUAUUUGCGAUACGAGAAAAUUGUAUGAAGCUCACUUCAGUGUAGUUUAACAUGGGCUGUAACAUCUUGAGAACACAUAGAUGUGUGUGUGCACGUACACAUGCCUAUGCACGUGUAAGAUUAUUCUGAACUCGUCAUAAUGUUUUUAGGCUUAGUUUAUGGAACCCCCAUAUAGGUAUAAUAAAAGUUAUAUUAAAAGUUCAUUUAAUUUAGUCUUUAAUGUUAUUUAUAUUAAUUACAAAUUUGUUUACAGACACUGUGAAUAGAUAUGGAAAGUACAAUUAGAAUAAUUAUCUUAUAUCUGUAAUAUAUUUAUUUAUUUCCGUCAAUACACAAACUUAGUUGUUAAAAUUGGUGUUAUUAAAGCUAAAACUUUAAAAUUUGGUGCUUAUCAUCGCUAUUACGAUGUUACAAUUUUAGCACUC